This is a messenger RNA of Prorocentrum cordatum, 2730 nucleotides long. The record is from the annotation of a GenBank genome assembly. NCBI's taxonomy places the organism in Eukaryota, Dinophyceae, Prorocentrales, Prorocentraceae.
AUGCUGGCCGGCGGCCUGGUGGCUGGCCACGCCUACUCCGUGCUGAAGGUCGUGGAGGCUGCCGGCAACCGCCUCGUGUGCUGCCGCAACCCGUGGGGCACCGGCGAGUGGACCGGCAGGUGGUCGGACGAGAACGCUUUCGGAGAGUGGACGGACGAGGUGAAGGAACUCACAGGCUACCAGGCGCUUGAUGACGGGAAGUUCUGGAUGAGCAUCGAGGACUUCGUGGCGAACACUUCGGGAGUGGAUUAUUGCCGCUUUUUUGGCCCUCACUGGAAGAAGGUGACGCAGUACGCGCGCUUCUUUGAGCAGCCGUUGGAAGCCAUCGCUAUCGAGGAUUUCUCUUCGUCGAAGCGCGACGAGCUGUGCCUCUCGGCUGGCGACCAGAUCCAGAUCUCCUCUUGCAGCUCGGACUUUUGGAAGGGGCGGCUGAAGGGCAGCAAGAAUGAGGGCUUCUUCCCUGCCGACAGCGUCCGCUUGGCGAGCCGCCCCGUCUCGCGCUUCGACCUCGCCGGCGCCCCCGACGAGGGCGCCGACGGCCCGAUGACCGUGGUGGUGAUGCUGAUGCAGGUGAAUUCCAUGAUGCAGCGGAAGUUCCACAGACGCAAGCAGGACGGGCUGAACUACAAGGACACCUCGUACCCGAGCCUGCAGCUCAUCGUGGUCGGGCCCGACGGCACGCCAGCGUUCCGGGAGGACCCCGCCAGCCCCCAGCGUAAUCCGGCACUGCCGCGGGAUCUCAAAUUCAACAUCAUCCGCGUAGACUACGCGUACAUCCUCGUGUGCCACAUCAUGCUCGCCUCCAGCACGGAGUUUAAAGCUCAGGUCGACGAGGCUCUUGCGCUGGCUGCCGUGGCUGUAAGACAGGAGGACCAAUUUCGUGACCGGCAUCGUGUCGACUUUUCGGUCGUCGCGGCUCCUCCUGCUGGCCCGAGGCACGCCCCGUUGGACAGACACUACAGCGACGCCUUCGACUGCGACGAGGCUCCUAGCCGCAGCAAGGAGGUGCUGCCGCGUGGCACGGCCCCCGGCCUGGACGCGCGCGUGGUGCCGGCCGCCAUGGAGGGCGGCCUUGCCCUAGCGUGGCAGGACGGCGAGUCGAUCCUGCUGCAGAGGUUCGGGCACGACUGCGCCGAGGAGGGGCCGCGGUCCGAGGUGAAUUCCACGCGCGAGUUCUUCCGCCAGCCGGCGGCCAGCGGUCUCCACGACGUCGUGGGCCUGCGCGGCGGCAGCGCGGCCGUGGCGUGGACGCUGCACGGCCACGUGUGGGUGCGCCUCGUGGGCCCGUACGGCCCCCUCGGCCCGCCGCGGCGCGCCAGCGGCCCGGGCGACUGCGACCGGACACAGGUCCGGUUGUCCGCGAGCUCUGUGGACGGCAGCUUCGCAGUCGUGUGGAGCAGCUGGGGGCAGGACGGCGACGGAUGGGGCGUGUUCGCCAGGCUCUUUGACCGCAUGGGCCGCCCCGUGCACGAGGAGCGGCAGGUGAACUCCGAAUGGCGUCACUUCCAGUGGCAGCCGCAGGUCGCCUGGUGCGGGGACUCGCUGUGGGCGCUGUGGGUGAACGGCACCAGCGGCUACUGCAACGGCCCCAGGGAUGCCUGCUCCACGGGGCCUUUCGUGCGCCGCCUCGUCAGCGGUGGCGAGUGGGCGCCAGGCGAGGAGGUGGACUUUGCUGGCGAUGGGCCCGUGGCCGCCACCCUCUCGUGCGCCAGCCAGCAGCCCUGGGGUGGCGCGCUGGCUGUGCUCUGGCUGCCGCACUCUGGCAGCGAGGUGCGGUGGGAGUACGUCGAGGCCGUCCCGAGCAGCGGCCUGCCACCGGGACCGCAGCUAGGCAGGCGACUUGCACCACAGCAGCCGGUUUUCGACCCGCAGGUGGGCGCGGUUGUCCGCGACGACGCGCUCGGCAUGCUCGGCUCGCCCCAGGUCGCGAUAGACGUCGGCCAGGUGUCGAUGGUCGCCCACGGGGGCCUGAUGGUCCUGAUGACCAGCGACAGGGCCGGCUCCCUCGGGGCACAGCUGAUGAACUACGGGGCCACUGCCCAGCCGGUUGCCUUCCCACGUCGACAGGUGACGUCCGGCGUGCAGCUCACCAGGGCGGCCUGGGACACAGCCGAGGACCUGGCCCUCGUCUCCUGCUGGGCCGCAGGAGGUGCCCUCGGGUCCACUGACCCGUCCACCUUCGUGUGCGCGCGGCGCAGCUUGCGGUGGUUUGUUGACGUUUCUGCGGCGCCAGGGCUGAGCUCCGUGCUCGCCUUCAGCAGUGCGUUCAGCCUGCUCUACCUGUGCUGCUGCUUCAGCCGCUGCUCGCGGACCCUCCGGGAGUUUGCCGCGUCGGGUGCUCUUGGCCUAGUUCCCGCACCGCAGUCGCAGCGCGACCUCCACUUCAGGCGCACGCGGAUGAGGCGCCUGCUCGAGAUGCGUGCGACGCUGGCGGCGCUGCCCGGCAGAUAUCUGCGCACUCCGCCCGGCAGCGAGGGCGCCGCCAUCGACCAGGACGGCGCGGAGAACACCGCAGACUCCGGCGACGAAGACGCCAUGUGCCCCAGCUCCGCGGCGGGCGGGCGGGAGGGGUGCUGCUCGAUCUGCCACGAGGAGGUGGCGGUGCGGGUCGCCCUGCGGCCGUGUGGGCACACGGCGUGCAGGGACUGCACCAUCAGGCUGGCCGAGACGAGCCAGCGCUGUCACAUCUGCCGCGGCCCCGUGCACGGCGUGCAGCCCGUCUACCUGUGA